Messenger RNA from Aphis gossypii (cotton aphid), 1262 nucleotides. RefSeq names its product WD repeat-containing protein 54-like. The record is from RefSeq and is a predicted model, not a curated record. Lineage: Eukaryota; Metazoa; Arthropoda; Insecta; Hemiptera; Aphididae. Gene Ontology annotation, molecular function: protein binding.
AUGCGACUAUGGCACACGAAAGACAGACAGAGACACUUGAAUAAUUCGAUAAUAGAAUUGAAUGAUAACAGUGUUUUUCUGAGACUAUGGUACGCAAUGUUGAAUCAAAUAUUCAACACCCACGGACGACGGAUGUUAUACAAAAAAGAAAAAAAAAUUUUCAUUAAUGGUACUGUAUCGGCGGUCAUGAAUAAUGUCGCCGUAAACGUAUCUAAGUAUCAAAAGACAUUGCACGGUUUCGCUGUCAUUGACCGGCAAACAGUUCGCGUAAUGGGUACAGAAAAUUCAAUGGAUAGUGCAACCGAUGUUCCGCAGUAUUGCCUAGACACAAAGACGGACGUUACUCAAAUACAUUGGUGUACACUUGGUUAUAUAAAUUGUCGUGUCACUUGUUCAGAAGGUCUGAUUGUUUACGAUUGUGACCAACAGUUCAAACGUAUUUACUCACAUAACUGCGAGGAUAAAAACAUGAAAGAAAAAUACGCAAAAGGGAUAGCUACAUUUGAGUGUACUUACUUGUGUGUCGGCAAUAGUAACGGAUCAAUUAGAGUGUUCGGACCAGACGAAGAGGGACAAGUGGUGUUUUUGGAUAGAAAGUUGUUACACGGGGCUCCUAUAACAGACAUGUCGUCUCAUAAACAUAGCUUGGUUUCUUGUGAUGAGUCCGGUUGUACAGUACUAUCACAAAUUGAUUGUGGAGAAUUGAUGAUCAUUGCUCGAACUAAGGUUUUUGGGGGACAUCCAUGCACAACAACAGAAAUGACCAGAAUUGGAACAAUGGCUGUAGGUUAUGGAUGCGGAACAAUUCGUAUAUUUGAUCCAUCAGUAAAACUUGUAGAAGGAGAUGCAGAAGAUCAGCUUCCAAUGGUAAUUCAAAUGUCUGCUCACGCUAGAUGUGUUACAUCCAUGUCAGCGGCAAGAGACUCUGAUCUGUUAUUGAGUGUAUCUGAAGACUCGUGGAUCAGAGUUUGGAAAAUUAAUUCUAUGACAGUUACAUUGUUGUACUGCUACAUGAGAGAAGAUACUAUGUUUAUGGGAUGUCAAUUCAUGACAAGAAAUGGAUCAAAAUUUUGUACUACAGCAUACGAUUCACCCUACAUUACAUGCUAUACAUUAAACCAGUUGUAGGAUAUGUAACUUUAUUUAAAAAAUAAACAAAUUAAAUUAAAUGUGGUAAAAAAUUUGAAUUUAAAACAAGACAUUGUAUUUAUACUGUAUAAGUGGAUGGCUUAAAUAAUAAUAAAAAAAAAUGACAUCAGAUA